AUGGCAACUUGCAGCCCCCGUGUCAUGAUUAGUGAUGAUGAACCAGGUUGUGAUCUAGAUUUAUUUUGUAUACCUCAUCAUUAUGCUGCGGAUUUGGAAAGGGUGUUUAUUCCUCAUGGACUAAUUGUAGACAGGACCAAACGGCUUGCUCAAGAUGUGAUGAAGGAGAUGGGAGGCCAUCACAUCAUAGCCUUGUGCGUGUUCAAGAUGGGCUAUAAAUUCUUUGCUGACCUGCUGGAUUACAUCAAAGUACUGAACAGAAAUAGUGAUAGAUCCAUUCCUAUGACUGUAGAUUUUAUCAGACUGAAGAGCUACUGUAAUGACCAGUCAACAAAGGACCUAAAAGUAAUUGGUGGAGACGAUCUCUCAACUUUAACUAGAAAGAAUGUCUUGAUUGUUGAAGAUAUACUUGACACUGGCAAAACAACUCAAACCUUGCUUUCCUUGGUCAAGCAGUAUAAUCCAAAGAUGGUCAAGAUCGCAAGUUUGCUGGUAAAAAGGACCUCUCAAAGUGUUGGGUAUAGACCAGGCUUUGUUGGGUUUGAAAUUCUAGACAACUUUGUUAUCGGAUAUACCCUUGACUAUAAUACUUCAGGGAUUUGA
Messenger RNA from Rhinolophus ferrumequinum (greater horseshoe bat), 603 nucleotides. Its product is annotated as hypoxanthine-guanine phosphoribosyltransferase-like. The record is from RefSeq and is a predicted model, not a curated record. The transcript has a single exon. Bases 1 to 603 code for a protein of 200 amino acids. Lineage: Eukaryota; Metazoa; Chordata; Mammalia; Chiroptera; Rhinolophidae. Gene Ontology annotation, molecular function: magnesium ion binding; hypoxanthine phosphoribosyltransferase activity. Gene Ontology annotation, biological process: GMP salvage; guanine salvage; IMP salvage.